This is a messenger RNA of Aricia agestis (brown argus), 871 nucleotides long. RefSeq names its product vacuolar protein sorting-associated protein 37B (gene Vps37B). The transcript has 4 exons. Bases 109 to 747 code for a protein of 212 amino acids. Gene Ontology annotation, biological process: protein targeting to vacuole; ubiquitin-dependent protein catabolic process via the multivesicular body sorting pathway; protein targeting to membrane. The record is from RefSeq and is a predicted model, not a curated record. Gene Ontology annotation, cellular component: ESCRT I complex. NCBI's taxonomy places the organism in Eukaryota, Metazoa, Arthropoda, Insecta, Lepidoptera, Lycaenidae.
ACUUAUUAUAAUAUUAAUGAUCAAUUUCGUCUUUUAAAGAGUAAAUCUGUGCUUAGACUUUUUGUAAGCUGACGAAGAAAUCAAUGUUAUAAAGCAACUUAUAUCAUCAUGAUUCAACCGGACUAUCCGUCAGCAAUGGGCCUUUUGGCUCAUCUCAAUUCUGACGAACUAAAGGAAAUGCUUAAUGAUGACGCAAAAUUUGAUUCUGUUCUAAAAGACGUUAAGCAGAUCAAAGACUGGGAAACCGAAAAGGAAAUGAUGAUUGCCAGCAAUAGAUCAUUGGCAGAGUUUAAUUUGGCAAAGGAACCGGAAUUGGCAGAAUUAAAAGCACAGGUACAAGAAAAAUCUGAAACAGGAGAGCUAUUAUGCACUCGGAUACAAGAGCUACUAAAUGAAUACAAAAGCAAAUCUGCUGGUGUUUCUCCAGACACAACACUAGCACUUCUUCAGACAGCAGCAGCGGAGUCAGAAGAACAAUCAGAAAAUAUGGCACAAGAUUUCCUGUCAGGGAAAAUUGAAUUGGACAAAUUCCUCGAAGACUUCGAACCCAUACGCAAACAAAUGCAUUUACGCAAAUUCAAAUCUGAGAAAAUGGGAGAACUUAUACGCACCCGAAACAGCACUUCAUAUGGAAAUGGUUUAGCUAACCCCAGAUUACCGUAUCCAGGUUAUCCCCAGCAUCAAACCACACCGUAUCCACUAGGGCCUAUUAACAUGCCAUUUGCGACAUAUGCAAAUCACUUUUAAUAAUUCUACUUUUAUUGAAUAUUUUAUAUUACAAAUUAUGUUUAUCAUUUCAUUCAUCUCAGAAUAUUUCUUGUCAUGUAUUCUAUUGACCAUUAUAAACAUUUUAAAGAAUUUUUGAAUAUUU